AAACAGUUGAAUUUUGACCAAUGACCAAUUUUAUACGGCAUAAGUCAAAAUAGUUGUUUAAAUUCGUUAGUUUAAUUUGUAUCUCAGUAUAAUUGAUAUAAUUAGAUAUGUUGUUAAAUAAAUCUCAUUUUGUUAAUCCCCAAGAUAUAUCUUAAAUUUACAUAUGACUUCUAACGCGAACAUUUUCAUACGGUUGAGGGUCCUUUAAUUUGAGCAAUGACUAGCGCUGUGAAGGGGGCCGGUUGUUUUUAGUUUUCUGAGCUGAAAAUGCUGUGAGGAAGGACGUUUUCAUUCUUUUCCCUCCGUUCGCGUUUCUCGUUACCAUUUCAGUUAUUUGCAUUCGGUUAUUCAUUACGGUCUAUUUGAUAAUUAAUAUGUUCGCCUUGAGAAGAGAACAGAAAACAUAUCAAUCGUGGAAUUAGGGAAUUCCGUGGUGCUUGGAGGUUCAGCGAAAAGGAACAGGAGCUUCGCCAGAGGCCGGGAGUUCUCUUGGAAUCGUCGUAGCGUUCCUCGCCAGUCCCUGGGUAGAGCCAGGUGACCUCGAGCGUGGCCAGGGGGACCUUCCACUGCUGGGAAAGCGGACAACGACCAGCAGGAACUGCCUACGAGCUCGACCAAUUCGACUCUCGAAGAUGAGUUCGGCAUCAACUGGGGGUACGGAGGGGUCCAGUCCAGCCUCCAGCCCUGCAUCAGCGGCGAGCCUUGCAAUGGCAGCGCCAAAAUAUGGCACUCUGGUACCUAAUCGUAUAUUUGUGGGUGGUAUCUCAGCAAGUACCAGCGAAGCAGAACUUGCACAACUCUUCUCAGCGUAUGGCAAUGUCAAAGCUACAAAAAUAAUUUCCGACCGUGCCGGAGUUUCUAAAGGAUAUGGUUUUGUCACAUUUGAAACUGAGGAGGAAGCAAAAAGACUUCAGCAAGAGUCUGAAUGUAUUGUAUUGAGGGAGAGAAAGCUGAACAUAGCUCCUGCAAUUAAGAAACAACCUUUCAAUAGGUCAUUUGACGGAGGUUCUGGAUCGCCUCCUGCAGUACCCUCCAAUGCAUAUUACUACACAAAUGGAAUGGGUCUUACGUAUCAAAGUGGAAUGACAUUCUACAACACAGGAGCGCCGGCUCCUGGUACUCCCAUUGCUCCUUCCGCUGAUCCUGCAACCAUAUAUCAAGCAGCAGGAGUCUUUGGACCUCAACCAGCAACGGGGCACCAGACAUUCGCACCAGUUAUGUAUCCUUGCCCAGCGCCAUCAUUAUACAUGCCACAACAGUACCAGUAUACCCCAAUGCCGUACGAUUCGUAUUACGCUGGAGCAGCUGCCGCCGGUGCUCCACAAUAUCUUUACACAACGAGCAGCGGUCCACAGAGCAACAUUGGCAGUGGAAGUGGCGGCGGCGGAAGUGGUGGUGGAGGUGGUGGGGGUCAGGGUGUUCCUGGUAUCGGUGGUUCAAACGGUACCAGCAGUAACAACAGUGGUAACACUAAUAUCAACGGUAGUAACAGUGCAACCGGAGCCACAAGUACGCCUACGGUCUCUCACCAACAGCAGCCCUCAUCUGCAACGACGUCAGGCCUCUCGUCAGUUGCAUCUCUUGGUCCACCCCCGCCACCCUCAGCCAAUCACCACUUCUAUUCUACGGGCGGUCCUCCGCCUCCUGGGCUUCAUCAUCCUCCGCUUGUCACAUGCCCACCGGCUCCAACUCAGAUCGAACAGCAUCUUUAUUACUCGUUCCCCACCGCUGGACCGCCAGGUCCUCCUCCGCCUCCAUCAUCUGCACAUGCUACUCUCGGCCUACCGGAUCAGCAGCUAUUGCUCUAUGCAACUGAUGCUUCUACUGUUGCUACCUGCCAACAGACAUCAGCUGACGCUCAGACUUCUAACCAAGAGGACUGUCGUUCAACGUCGAGCCACUCGGAUCAACCGCACAGUGAAACGCAGGCUGUUCAGCCAUCGGGAUCGGCUACACCUCUGGUAUCCUUAAUGCCCUUCAAAUUCCCCGUGUCCGCUCGAUAUACGAAUUACCAUCCGAUCGCAAUCCACACCGCGAACUUGCACGGCUCGCAGAGUUCCUUGAACAAUGCCGAGGAGUGCAACAGCAAUCAGAUGCACUGCAGGACCAUCUUGUACCAUCAUCCGGCCGCGGUUUACAUUCCUCACACGCACGGACCGCAACAGCCUCCGCCUCCGCCACCGCCACCACCUCCGCCGCAGCCCCCGUCGUUCCACGACGGCUCGACCGGGGGCAGCCUCCUACCCACACCUCCACCGCAUCAUUACAAUCAACCCACUAGCUUCGAGUCGAGCUUCAAGAUGCAGAAUGUCACGCACAAGGACUACUCGAAGGUAGUGGGUACACAAAACGCCUACGCAAAGUCACCGAAUCUUAACAUCGCCCUGAUCUCGGGCGCUUAUCAUCAUACCGGUGGCUACGGGAAGGGACCGCAGAGAUACGCGGCAUCCGUGGACCAUGCGAUGAUGGGUCACAAGUAUCAGUCGGGUGGUAAUGCAUUUAAUUCUCCACGCGUAUCUCACGGUCCUGCCCAUCAGUAUUGCAAGAGAAGCGCCAACCUGGGCUCGCCGUCGCCUUCCGGCUUUUAUACGUCGCAAAAAUCCAUCGCCACCCUGGCUCACUCCUCCGCUCAAGCUUUUCAAAAGUCCUCGAGCUACAACGUCCCGCCGUACGUCAACGGACACUUUUAUACCUGUAACUCAGGCCCUCAGAGAACGACGAACGAAUCGAGGCAUUUCGAUAACGCCAAUGGUCGUCGCAAUAUUUACGUUUCGAGCGAGAACGCGAACGAGAGUUCAAACGGUAAGUCAGCCGUUCAACGUAAUUCGUAUAGGAAUAAUACCGGUAGCAAUUCGACCAAGAGCGCGAGCAGUAGUCAGGGUAGCGACACUCUCAGUCAAUCAAAUGAAUCGCAACCGGAAACGGUUACGGCAAAUGAACAUCCGGUGAGCCCACCCCCGGCCCCCUAUUCCCCCAUGACUCGACUACUCCCAACUCUAUCACCGCCCAACCCUCAGGUCCAGUUUUACGCUCCUGCCCAACAAAACCGCUAUCAGCCUCCUCCGCCCCCGCCCCAACAUCAACAUCAUCAUCAGCACCAGGCGCAGCAUCACCAUCACCAACCACCGUCACACCAUCAGCAUCCGUAUCAGCACCAGCAGCAACAGCGACGCUACGCGAUGGCCACCUCUAUACUACCGACCGGACGGAACAAGACGUCGUCCUCGGAUAAGUACACCUCCACCGGAAGUACCGGGCAGACCGGCGCCUCCAUGCUGCGUCAGCAACAACAAAACAAAUACAAAGUUAACGGCGGUCUCGUACAGAAUAAUCCUGGAAACAGCGGUACCGGCGGUAAGGUGUCCGACGACAGUCUGGGCGGCGCUGGUGACGCCUCGAGCAACUCGGUCGGUCGUUUGCCGAUUACACCCCCGGCGACGCCACGCGGUCAUCACGCGAACCACUCGAGUCAUCCCGCCGCCGGCGAUCAGAAUCAAUUGACCGACGCGUGCCAUCAGAUGCAAGCGCUCACACUCUAAGCGUCUUUUUUUUCUCUAAUCUGUGUGUCUGUCUCUUGUACUUUUCUUUCUCUUGAUGUUGUAAGAGAGUCCUCAUCGUUCUCAGAUGAUACUCAGAGCCAAUGGGCCAUACUCGAGCGGGCUAUACAAAUACGAUGUGUUACACGAAUAGAAUUUAAUGAAUUGUCCGAGAGGACGAAGGAAGUUGGUCCGGAUGUUGUUGGGGCUAGAGGGUAGAAAGUAUUUAAAAAAUAUGGGAUAGUACUAAAGGGGGGAAGUUAAUGGGAGUUGAAGUGUGAU
Cephus cinctus (wheat stem sawfly) is the source of this 3818-nucleotide messenger RNA. Its product is annotated as atrophin-1. The transcript has 8 exons. Gene Ontology annotation, molecular function: RNA binding. The coding region runs from base 633 to 3539 and encodes 968 amino acids. NCBI's taxonomy places the organism in Eukaryota, Metazoa, Arthropoda, Insecta, Hymenoptera, Cephidae. The record is from RefSeq and is a predicted model, not a curated record.